Messenger RNA from Fraxinus pennsylvanica, 375 nucleotides. The record is from the annotation of a GenBank genome assembly. NCBI's taxonomy places the organism in Eukaryota, Viridiplantae, Streptophyta, Magnoliopsida, Lamiales, Oleaceae.
AUGGGAUUGAUUGCUGGUGAUGACAAGAAAAAGUCGGGGGAUUCUCCGAAGAAGAGCUCAUUUCUUAAGAAUUUAAAUUCUCCACCUUCAUUCGCUGAAGGAUGGUUCAAAUUGCCUAGGCUUAAGAAGCUUGUGACCCAAGUGGGGGCACCAAGGUGUUUGGACAUUGUUCAAGCCCAACUGGCUGGAUUCAGGCUUGCAAUUUGCUGGCUUGCCCAUUCCAAGCAAGGAAUUGGGCUAAGUGGUUCAAGCGAAGGCAUGGGCUGCUUGGCUCUUAGAGUGGGGGAUACUGCGUCAGGCUGGCUUCACAGAGCAGCGAUAACCUCCCAUUCUUUGCAGUGGAAGGAUAACGGGCCGGUGCUUCCUGAUCCAUAA